Eucalyptus grandis is the source of this 964-nucleotide messenger RNA. RefSeq names its product neurofilament heavy polypeptide. The record is from RefSeq and is a predicted model, not a curated record. The coding region runs from base 237 to 728 and encodes 163 amino acids. The transcript has 2 exons. NCBI's taxonomy places the organism in Eukaryota, Viridiplantae, Streptophyta, Magnoliopsida, Myrtales, Myrtaceae.
CAAAAGAACUUGCAAAGCAGCUACCAACCAUCAAAUAGAACCCUCCCAGGGUUUUAAACUUCCUCUGUUUCUCUGUCUCCAAAAUAUAUCAUAUAUUCAAAUCCCACUCUGAAUCGGCCCACGGCCGGACUAUAAAAUCCUCCAUAGCCCCUCUCCUCUGUUUCAGAGCUUCACAGAGAGAGAGGGAGAGAGAGAGGGAAGAGACGGAAGAGAGAGAGAGAGAGAGAAAGAAAGAGAUGGGAGCGUGCGCCACGAAGCCGAAGGUGUCGAUCUCCGACAAGGCCGCCGUCGAUGCUCCGGCUCCGGCACCAGAGGAGGUUGUGGCAGGAGCAGAGUCUGAGACCACGGUCGAGACAGGGAAAGUGGAAGAGGUGGUGGUCGCGGCUGAAGCAGAGCAGAGCGAGAGUGUAAAGGAGGUGGUCGAUGUGGAAGGAGACAAUAAACCCCGUUCUUUGAGUCUCUUGCUCGAUGAGGACGAUCAAAAGGCCAAAGCAGGAAGCGAAGUGACGUCCUCCGAGACGACAAAGCCACUGGAACCGUCGUCGGAACCCCAACCCGAAACAGAAGAAUCGGGGACCAAGCCACCCGAACCGCAAGAACCGGCCCCUGCCGUUGCUGCCGUCGAGAAAGAGAAAGCAGCUGAAUCUUCACCUGCUCUGGCGAAGGCGCCCACCGAGAAGAAAACCGAACCGGCCGAAGCGAUCGCCAAGGAGGAAGCCAAAGAGUGAUAAUGCAGGGCUUACUGGUUGGCCGGAGGAGCCCCUAGUCUUGAGCUUGUGGGUCCAUUGCUUGUUGUCAAAUAUUUUCUUUAUUUCUGGGAUUGAUCAUAGCGUUUUGUUUAAGAUAAUUUGCUAGGAAUUUGUUUUAAUUUUCUCAUGAGGACAACAAUGCAGAAGCAUUUGGAGCCUUUGUUUUCAGGUGGGUUAUGGGAUAUUGGUAUUUUAUUUAUAUUCCCUUUUAAUUA